AUGACCUGGUCAGCUAAUUCUGCUACCGUAACGCUAUCUCGUAAGUCAUGUAAAUAUGGUUAUUUAUUUGUUGCUCCUGCUGAGCUAAAUUUUUCCGAUGAACACGAUCGAAUACGCAAAUGGCAAUGGCGACAUUUCGUAUUGUUUGAUGAUGGUGAAUUAACAUAUUCUCUAGAUGAAAAUCCAUUUACUCUACCUCAGGAACGAAUUGAUUUACGUAAAUGUUCAAUCGUUCAAUCGAGUGAUGAUUACACAGGUCACUCGAAUUCUCUUGAAAUUCAGUUGAACAAUUCAAAACAAUAUUUCAUAAAAUCAACAUCAAAAGAUGAUAUUCGAAGAUGGCAACAAUUACUAAUCCAAUAUUCUUCAAAAUCAGCAUCAUCCACACUAAAAAGUUCUUCUGGUCGGCAUUUAACAUCUGUACUUCUUACACAAUAUCAACCUUCAGAUCCAUCAUUACUACCAUCUAAUCAGGAAAAUCAACAGGAAAAAAUCAUUUUAUAUCCCUCAAAAACUGUACAAAAUUCUACCAUAGAGUCAAAUCGUAUACGUGAUGCAUCUGUCAUUCGUUUAAGACGUAAAUUAAAUGAAUUAUCAUCCGAGUAUGCCGAUGAAACAAAAAAACGGGAACAAUAUUUAAACAAUAUAAACAAAUUUAUUUCAACAACAACAACUCAACCACGAACCUGUUUAGAUUUAACAAAUUCACAUUCAAACGAACGAAAAACCAAACAACAAAUACACAAAGAGCGAAAAUUAAACACGGAAAGAAGUAAAUCAUUGCCAAGAGUUUCAUUAGCCGAAGAUAAUCCCGAACAAUCAUCAACAAAAGAGAAUAUGAACAAUUAUAAUAAGCAAAACGAUGAGAAAAUUCAUAGUAUAAACGGAACUGUAAUUCGCAAAGGAUGGUUAUCAAAACUGGAAAAAAAUCAAAAAGAUUGGCGUCGAUAUUGGUUUAUAUUAACAGAAGAAUCUCUGUUUUAUUAUCAAGAUGAAAAUGUUGACGAAAAUCAAACGUCUGCAGGAAAGUUUGAUUUAAUCUAUUGCAACUCUGUCGAAGAAUUACCUACAACAGACAAUAACGCGUUUGUUAUAAAUACUAGUUAUGAACAAAUACAGCUAGUUGCUGUAACAAGCGGCAUUAGAAAAAAUUGGAUUGAUUCUUUAGUACAAUGCAUUAAGCAGGUAAGGUUGACAAUAUCGAUACGAAGCAAAGAAAUUUUAACGCGUAAGUUUGAUACCCUACGUUCUCAUUUGGAACAUAUUAAAAAUGAUUAUCAUUACCUAAUGGAAAAAAAAAAUCAGAUGGCGGUCAAUAAAUCAGAUGACCAAAUUAAACAUGACAAAGUUAGCGAAAAUAAUAAGACUAUAAGAUCCGUCAUCUUCUAUCCUGAAAAUUCAAGUUUAACCGAUGAUCUUGUUCCAUCAAAAGAUAUUUUACCUAUCGCUACUAUUAUGACAAAUUCACAGAAAAUAUCACCAACUAAAGUACUCAAACAUUCAACUCACUAUGAUCGAGAUAACCAUCAUGCGGUAAUAUCGACUGAUUUAGUUAAAGUUGUUCAUAGUAAACAAGAAAUGAUUUCACAGUUGGAGCAAAAACUAAUGGAAACAGAACAAAAAUAUCAAAAUUUAAUGAUACAAUUUAAACAAAAUAAUUUACAGUUAAAAUAUGAUAAUGAACGUAAAGAAAAUCUAAUAUUGCGUGAUAAAUUAGUUAAAUUAGAAGAUAAAUUAUUUGAUAGUGAUCGUCGCAGUCAAAUUUUAAAUGAAUUGAAAUUAGAAGUCGAUCAAAUGCAACAAGUAUUCGAUAAUCUAGAAAAAGAAAAUAAUCAAUUGAAUGAUCAAUUAUCAACUUUAAAAGAUAAUUGUUCAAUAUUAGAAGAAGAUUAUAAAACAGCUCAAAUGAAAUUAUCGUUAGCAAACAAACAAAUUGAACAAUUAGAAAAAUUAUUAGAUUCACCUGUUGAAAAGAAGACAAUAGCAGAAUAUAAAAAUAAAUCAGGCAAGAUAAAUUCUACUAUGACCAUGAGCAAAAAAAAAGAAGAAAUAUUGUUAUCUUGUUUAGAUGAUGAUACAAAUAUAAUUGAAAAAUUACGUGAAGAUUUAUUGUUGGCCGAUUUGGAUAAUUCUGAAUUAAACAAAGAAAAUCGCGAUUUAUAUUUUCAGUUAAAACAAGCUUUAGAACAAAUUCAACAGUUAAAAUCAACAAAAAUAUCAAAUAGUUUAUAUCGUUCUCAUAGUCAAAUUGUAUCAUUUCCUUAUCAAUUAUCAAAUUCAGAUCCAUUACUAACACGACAUGAUCAAUAUGAUCGACUAAUAAAUAUAUUUAGAUCAAUUCGUACAAUAUUAAUAGAUGAAUAUACACGAUUAGUCAAUUUUAUUAAUCUAUUUAAAGAACAUAAAGAUUAUUUAAAAGAUCUGGGUCAAGUACAUAUCGAUCAUGUUCAUUUAAAACAAUAUUUAAAUUUAAAUUCAGAAAAAAUAAACGAAAGAGUUAAUCAUCUAGUCAUUGAACAUAUUUAUAUGUGUGCUGCUAAUUCAAGAUCAUUUUUAAAGAAAUAUUCACAUUUAUUUGAACAAUUAAAUCAAAUAGAAUUUGAACCAUCAUUGAAUGAACAAUUAGAUCAAACAUUGAAUAUGUAUUCGAUUAUUAAUAAUCCAUUGUUAACAAAAAUGAAGAAUAUAUUUGAUCAAAAAUCACUAUCGUCUUAUAUGGACGAUGAAAAAUUAAGAAUAUUAGAAAAGUUAAAUGAAAUAUGGAAUCAAUAUGAGUUAAAUGCAAGAGUAAAUUUAAACAAUAUCAUUCAAACAAAGUAUGAUCAAUUGAUCUUCUUUCAUUCAAAAAAUGAAUUAAUGAAAGUAGUUCUUGAAUUUUAA
Molecule: messenger RNA, 2880 nt
Organism: Didymodactylos carnosus
Lineage: Eukaryota; Metazoa; Rotifera; Eurotatoria; Philodinida; Philodinidae
Source: the annotation of a GenBank genome assembly